Molecule: messenger RNA, 204 nt
Organism: Lathyrus sativus (Indian pea)
Lineage: Eukaryota; Viridiplantae; Streptophyta; Magnoliopsida; Fabales; Fabaceae
Source: the annotation of a GenBank genome assembly
AUGGCAUCAUCAACAACCACAUUUAAGUUUCUUUUUGUCUUUGUAGUCUUAGUUGCCAUGACCUCAGCUCAAGACCUUGGGCCCUCGCCGGCUUCGACUCCGGCUCCAAGUCCUGAUGCCGGAGCUGCAGGAUAUGUUACAAGUUCUAUGGCUAUGAUCGGAGUGUCAGUUGUGUUGUCAAUGUUUGCUAUUUUGAAGCAUUAA